UCUAGAUCUAUUGACACUUUCAAGCAAUGAAUCAGAAAUGAAUAUGUUUCAUCCUUGAUUGCUGAACCACCUAAAGAAACUGUUUACGAUGCCAUCAUUGGUCUGUAGAUACGGUCUGUUUUGGAGAUGGAGAACCAAACUAUCAUCUCUGAAUUUAUUCUUCUGGGAUUUCCCACUGGGAUAGAGAUCCAGUCCUUUCUUUUUGUUACCUUCUUCCUAACCUACCUAUUAACCAUCCUGGAGAACCUCAUCAUUAUUUCAGUAGUAAAAGGUAACCGGAACCUCCACAAGCCCAUGUAUUUCUUCCUGGGAAAUCUGUCCUUCUUGGAAAUAUGGUAUAUCAGUGUCACACUUCCAAAAUUGUUGGUGAACUUCUGGUCAGAUAGCAAAAGCAUUUCCUUCCAGAAUUGCAUGGUUCAGCUCUACUUUUUCAUCUCCCUUAUGUGCACUGAGUGUGUUCUUCUUGCUGUAAUGUCAUACGAUCGAUACAUAGCCAUAUGCAACCCUCUUCGCUAUCCACUUAUCAUGACCCAUAGAUUAUGCUUCCAGUUAGGUGUUCUCUCCUGGUUAUGUGGUUUCUCCAUCUCCUUUGUCAAAGUCACCUUCAUCUCUAGACUGAGAUUUUGUGGGCCUGGAAUUAUUAAUCAUUUUUUCUGUGAUAUUUCCCCAAUACUCAACCUCUCCUGCACUGACAUGUCAGCAGCUGAGCGAGUGGAUUUCAUCUUGGCCUUGGUCAUUCUCCUGGUCCCACUUUCUGUCAUAAUCUUGUCCUACCUCUUCAUCAUCACUUCCAUUUUCCACACCCCCACUUCCCAAGGAAAGAAAAAAGCCUUCUCAACAUGUGCUUCACAUCUAACUGUGGUCAUCAUUUUCUUCUCAACAACAGUCUUCAUGUAUGCCCGACCUAGAAAAAUCCAUCCCUUUAACCUCAACAAAACAGUAUCCAUGUUCUAUGCUGUAGUCACACCAGCCUUGAAUCCUCUCAUCUAUUGCUUGAGAAAUAAAGAAGUGAAAGAGGCAUUAAGGAGAAAUUUUGCCAGGAAAUGUCCACUUGGGUAA
Messenger RNA from Varanus komodoensis (Komodo dragon), 1059 nucleotides. RefSeq names its product olfactory receptor 6B1-like. Gene Ontology annotation, cellular component: membrane. Gene Ontology annotation, molecular function: olfactory receptor activity; G protein-coupled receptor activity. The transcript is spliced from 2 exons. Lineage: Eukaryota; Metazoa; Chordata; Lepidosauria; Squamata; Varanidae. The record is from RefSeq and is a predicted model, not a curated record. Gene Ontology annotation, biological process: G protein-coupled receptor signaling pathway. The coding region runs from base 127 to 1059 and encodes 310 amino acids.